Sitodiplosis mosellana (orange wheat blossom midge) is the source of this 1037-nucleotide messenger RNA. RefSeq lists its product as uncharacterized. The coding region runs from base 99 to 944 and encodes 281 amino acids. The transcript is spliced from 5 exons. The record is from RefSeq and is a predicted model, not a curated record. NCBI's taxonomy places the organism in Eukaryota, Metazoa, Arthropoda, Insecta, Diptera, Cecidomyiidae.
AGAUGGUUUUUAAUGGCACAACCGAGUGCCAGCCAUUUCAGUGAAAAUAGUCGCGAAACGUUCGACUUCGAAGUACACACUAAGUUGACGAUUGCAAAAUGUUUACCGUGAAAUUGGUGGUUUUUGUUUGUGCAGUGGCAUCGUUUUGUGGUGCUUUUCACACAUGCCCCGGUCAUAAGCAUUAUGAGGAAAUGAAAUGCACUCCAAUCAGAGAUAAAGAUGAACCGAAAGACGCAUGCCCAUCCCGAUACGAAUGUCCCGACUUCAAAGUGCUCGAUCGUACCAAGUGUCAUUUGGAUGGCAAACAAUUCAGCCUUGGCAAUGAAAUUUCAAACAGUUUACCAACAUGCACUUCGUCUUGUACAUGCGAUGGGUCGGAUGAUGAAUUUGGAUUCUCUUGUAAAUUUGAUGAGUGUCCUGAAGCAAAAUCGGCACCACGCUUCGAUUGUGUCUACCAAUUUACCAUCGAUAGCUGUUGUUCGACCAAUUUACUGUGUGACAAAGCCAUAAUCGAGAAAUUGCCACGAUGCUGGAGCGAUGGUCAUGAAUAUGUUAAGGGAAAUUUGAUUUAUUCACCAAAUGCACCGUGCUACAAGUGCUUGUGCGACGAAAAAUACGAUAAUAAAACGGACAUUUCACAGAAUCCAAGCUGCAAUCCCGUCCAAUGUGGCAUUGAAUUGCAUCAGUUAAGCUAUUUACAAUUAGGCUGUAUUCCGGUUUAUUUUAACGACGGUCUAUGCUGUCCAUUUGAAUUCAAAUGCCCAAUUGAAACGGAUAUGAUUGAAGCAAAAGGCAUAAAAUCAGAGCACGUCUGUAAAUAUGGCAAUCAAACAUUGAAUAUUGGCGAUGUAAUCAAGACAACUGACCCAUGCUUGGAAUGUUCGUGUCAAACACCGCCGAUGGCACAAUGCGUCCGUACAAUUACAACCGAAAAAUGUCAUUAAAUCCAAUCGAUGUCUUUAAUCCGCGGGCAAAAAUAAAUGGAUUUUCGAUUAAAAUAACAAUAAAGAUAGAUUAAUGUGAUCGUCAUGACAUAA